GUCCUACACCAGCAUCCCACUGUUAAUAUUGGCUGUUGUGCUUCCAUGUCUAUUAGAAAUUUUGUUGAUUGUUGACGAGAACCAUCUGGAAUCUGAAUGCCCAGCCCAUGGAUAAGACUCCACUUGCUGGAUUUCAGUCUCUCCUGGCUUGUGGCUGUUAAGGAAACUUCCCUGUCUGAUCAUCCAGGAGCCACUCUGGAAGUCACAUUCCCACCACCUGAGCUGGGACAAGCUCCAGGGAGUCCACGGAUCCUGGUUUACUCCACACCCCUCUCACACAGUCCAAGCAGGUUUUCCAUAGUGGAGCGGAUCUGGGACACCUGGAUCCUUAAAAUAAUUCCUUGAAAUAAUUUAGUCGUGAUGCAACAACAGAGUAACAGCUGGAGCUGGUGCCUCCGGGGAGGGACCCCAAACAAAGGACACCCCACCCCAGGCUUUUAUCCCCUCACAGUCUAAGAUGACAAUCUGGGAUGAUCAGCUCCUGCUGUGUCCCAGAAUGUCCCUCAUUGUGCCCUUUGUUAUGGAAAGGCCGGCAGUUCCCGGGCUCUUGAUUGUUCUCCUCCUCGGCGGUGCCCGGGAUGCUCUUGCAAAUCAACCGCCGGGAUCGGGUCGAAUGGGAUCGGUUUUCGUGUUCUCCACCCCGAGCUCCAGGAGAUUCAGGGAGAAUCAUCGUCUUUCCCCGGUUUUCGGGAUCCCCGAGUUUCCACCCCGUUCUUCAGGGAACGCGGUUAUUUCUGUGCAGCUGUAGCAGCCUGGGCUCCAAGGAGUUAAGGCGCUGCCGAGUCCCCAACACUGAUAAGGAGCAGGAUAGAACAGGAUGUGGCUGGGAAGGGGGGCACGGGAGAUAGGGCAGCGCUGUUCCCGAGGCCAACCUCCUCCUCCUCCGGGCCCGGAGCCACAGCAAACCCCGCACAAGGGCGGCGUAGGAGCCAUCGGGGAGCUCGGCACAGGGGGAUCAGGACCACCGAAGCCCCUCCGACCCUCUUCCAGAAAGGUCCGGGAGGAGGGGUCGCGCACACUGCCUGAUUUGCAUGGGAAGUGGGAAACCUGAUCCUGGGGCGGGGAAAACUUACCCGUAAAAAGGUGCCCCCACAGCGCCCAGGUGGCACCGCCGGGACCCUGAACACCUUGGACGCGGGGAUCGACGGUGGAACCGGGACUGAUUGUUGAGCUGGAGCAGUUGGGACAGCCUUGGCUCCUUUCCAUGGGGAGCUCCGUGUCCCUGGAAACUCAGCGCCACGUUUCCCCUGGGUCACCUCAGCUCUUCCUCUGUGCCAAAACCACGUUUUUUUUCAGAUGAAUUUAGGCCUGUUUAACCCUGAAGCUGAUCAGGAACUCCCCAGCCCCUUCCUCCUGGUGUGGCUUUCCGGGGAUCUGCUCCCUCGGCGAUGGUUUAUUGCGCGGCCCUGAACUGCAGGAACGCCACGAGCGGCUCCUGCAAGAACAGCUCCGUGACUUUUCACGGGUUCCCUUUGCAAAACGAGGCUCUCCUGAAGCAAUGGAUCCAGAACAUGGGCAGGGACAUGGGAACCCCCUCCAAGUACGAGCGCCUGUGCUCGGCUCACUUCGAGGAGAGCUCCUUCGAGGGGGAUCCCCUGAAAAUCCGCAGGAGACGGCGGCUGCUGAAGGAGGCUGUUCCCAACAAAUUCAUCCUGGGGCAAGAUGGGAACUGGCUCGUGGGGACACCCCAGGGCUUCUGUGAUGGGAUGAGGAAUAAAACUCGGAAGCGAAUCCGGAAUCCCGAGCACCAGAGGGUCCCUGGGAAGUGUCCCAAUGGUGCUAAGAGGCCGACUUUGGAGGACUGGCAGAAUGAAUUUUGCAAGACAAUCCUAAAGGAGAAUUACGGAUCUUUAACCGUGUUCAGAAAAGAUUAUCCUGUUCCCAAAAGCAAAAUCCCGGUGGGAGAAAUGGCACAGGUCAAGGCUCAGCAGGGUUUGGAGGGAAGGAAGAUUCCUGCCAGCCUUAGCACAGGCCAUGGUGGUGCCACGAUCAGAUCUCAGCAGCAGAGUGCAGAAAACACACAAGUUCAUGGAUCACCCUCAGGAGGAUCCCAAAACCAGCGAUGGAACGUUUCGGACAAGGGGGAAACACGGGAGAGCCAGCAGAGUUCAACAAACCAGGCAAAGCCCCCGGGAAACAGGAGAGGCAGCAGCUUCCCUGCAGGAGGACAACUUGGCGAAUUCAGACGGUUCCUUUUUCAGCAGCAGACCCACCCCAAGGCGUCCGAGGUGCCGUGGUUCAUCUGCACGGAGUGCGGGAAGAGCUUUGCCCGGCACACGUACCUGCUCCGGCACCGCAGGAUCCACUCGGGGGUCAGGCCACACACCUGCCUGGAGUGUGGCAAGAGCUUCCUGGAGAAACCCAAGCUCAUCAGCCACUGGAGAACACAUUUUCACAUAAUCUGCGUGCCGAAUGAUUUCCUGGGAUAGGUUUUCCCGUUCGGUUGUUGAAAAUCCCCCUCAGUCCAGGGGCGGUGGUUUGUUGUCCUGUGUGGAUUACAGGGAAGCUUUGGGAUAAGGCACUUUGCCUCAGUUUAAUCAAAUUCGAGUUCCAAAGGCUUCUGCUUGGUGCCGGUCUAAUAAUCAUUGAUUAGGACCCGAUUUUAAUUAGUGGCUGGAUAAUUCCUGUCGUGCUCUAUCCAUCCCUUCCUGGGAACAGGAGUUGGGAUAGAGCAGCGUUGGCUGUACCCAAAGUGGCAUUAAAAAAAACCUGGUGCACCAAACAGCACGUGCUGGAGGGCACCCAAAGUAAGAGAGAAACACUGGGAGUUUACAGGGAUGAAAAACCAGGACCUGGGAAUGGGAUUGUCCCCUGGUAAAUUGAUGUUUGAAGUAACCAGUUCUGGGCAUUAUUUCCCCCUUUUUGCUGCUCUAGCAUUGCCUGUAACUGCUGAAGUAAACCUGGUUUUGGGUUCUAUUUUUAUAUUGACCCCAUGUGUUUCCUGGGGGGUGAUUCCUGAAAUUAUGGAAAAAACCCCAUGGAUAUGUUCUUAA
Messenger RNA from Corapipo altera (White-ruffed manakin), 2993 nucleotides. RefSeq names its product zinc finger protein 436-like. The record is from RefSeq and is a predicted model, not a curated record. The coding region runs from base 1389 to 2429 and encodes 346 amino acids. Lineage: Eukaryota; Metazoa; Chordata; Aves; Passeriformes; Pipridae. The transcript has 5 exons.